UCGAAGGUAAAUACGUCUGCUCGUCCGUUAAAUUAACCAACAUGUUUGAGGACGACAAACAAGAUUCAAACCACGAGAACAGCACCGAAGGAAGUUCAAUUCUCUGCGAUGUGUGUGGAGACUUUUUCAUCAGCCUCGCAAUUUUCACGAGGCACCAACUUAGCCACUCGGACAACAAUCCCUUCUAUUGUUCGGUGUGUUGGAAAGCUUUUGUCAGCAAGAGCAUGCUAAAGAAGCACACGAGCACCCACAUGAGGGAAAAGACCUUCGAGUGCAUGCUGUGCUCGCAAAAAUUUGCUCGUCUAGCUUAUCUCAAAAGCCACGUACUGACCCACACGGGGGAGAAGCCCUUCCGUUGUUCGAUGUGCCCACGAGCUUUUGGUAAAAAGGAAAAUCUCAAGAACCACACGAUGGUCACCCACUCGGACGAAAAGCCCUUUGCGUGCACGGUCUGUGAUACGAGGUUCGGCAAAAAGAACAACCUCGUUAACCACAUGCGAAUCCACACUGGGGAGAAGCCCUACGAGUGCUCGCUGUGCCCCCUGAAGUUCAGGCAAAAGUGCACCCUAACGACCCACAUGCGCAUACAUACCGGCAUACCACGUAGCCACUGCACCAUCUGCCGAAAGCAAUUCGCCGACACGAGCAAUCUCAAGAAACACAUGAGGACCCACACUGGGGAGAAGCCCUACAGGUGCUCGGUGUGCCAAAAAAGCUACACCACCUCCGGCGGCCUCAAAACACACGUGCGUACCCACGGGGGGGAGAAAUCCUUCCAGUGUUCGGAGUGUUCGAGAACCUUCGGGUGUAAGUUCCACCUCAAAAGACACGUGCGCGUUCACACCGAACAAAUUUACAGCCACUGUUCCGUGUGCCAAAAGUCAUUUGUCAAUCCCAGCAACCUAAAGAGGCACAUGAGGGUCCACACGGGGGAGAAGCCCUACAAGUGCUCGGAUUGUCCGGAGUCUUUCAGACAGAAGAUCCAGCUCGAAAUUCACGUGGGCGUCCACACGGGCUUGCCUUAUGGUCGCUGUGACAUCUGUGGAGAGACAUUUUUCGACCCGAGCAAUUUGAGGAGGCACAAGAAGACUCACGCGAAGGAGAAGCCCUACAAGUGCUCCGAUUGUUCGAAGUCAUUUGGUCGCAAGUUUCAUCUCAAGACUCACAUGCGCUUCCACUGCGCCGAUGCGGCCCUUUGUCAGUGCUUCGUAUGCGACAAGCCAUUUAGUAGCCAAAGAUGUCUUAGGACGCACAUGACGACCCACUCUGGGGAGAAGCCCUUCCAGUGCUCGGAUUGUCCGAAAUCUUUUAGACUAAAAAGUACCCUCACGAGGCACAUGCGCGUACACACGGGCAUACCUUAUGGCGAGUGUGCCAUUUGCCUAAGGUCAUUCGUUGGCAGGAGCAAUCUUAUAAAGCACAUGAGGAUCCACAUGGGGGUGAAGCCCUACAAGUGCUCGGUGUGUGAAAAAAGUUUUUCCGUUUCUAGUAAUCUUACGAAGCAUAUGCUGACUCACACGCGUGGAAAGUAA
Copidosoma floridanum is the source of this 1532-nucleotide messenger RNA. RefSeq lists its product as uncharacterized. The record is from RefSeq and is a predicted model, not a curated record. Gene Ontology annotation, cellular component: nucleus. Gene Ontology annotation, biological process: regulation of transcription by RNA polymerase II. Gene Ontology annotation, molecular function: RNA polymerase II cis-regulatory region sequence-specific DNA binding; DNA-binding transcription activator activity, RNA polymerase II-specific. Lineage: Eukaryota; Metazoa; Arthropoda; Insecta; Hymenoptera; Encyrtidae.